GGCGGGGUCACUGUGUGACUGCAGAGGCUGUGGCAGUUUGUAGCGAAUGCAGGAAAAUCGACGUAGUGCGCCUCUGGAGCUAGAAACGAUCGGACGGUUGAGAGGAAGACUUUGCAAUGAACAGGAUACGAAUCCACGUUUUGCCCUCGAGUCGGAACCGGGUGACCCAGGCGCCCCGACCCCAGGAGCCUCAGGCCUGCUCCUUUACCCAGCGACCAUGCUCUCAGCCCCGUCUUGAAGGCCUGGAGUUCUGCAUCAAGCACAUUCUGGAGGACAAAAACGCCCCGUACAAGCAGUGCAGCUAUGUCUCCGCCAAGAACGGCAAGCGCUGCCCCAACGCUGCACCAAAAGUGGAAAGGAAAGAUGGAGUGACGUUCUGUGCGGAGCAUGCUCGCAGGAAUGCCAUGGCUCUCCGGGCUCAGAUGAGAAAGGCGUCUGCCGGUCCAUCCCCAGAGGCACUGUUGUCUCAGCUUAGUGGAUACAACCGAGCAGAGUCACACAGCCUGGACGGAGGCCGCUCUGAAGCAAGUCGUAUUCUAGACGAGGACAGUCUGAGUGAGGAGGAGCAGGGACCAUUAGUACUCGACCAGACGUGGAGAGGAGACCCUGACAGUGAAGCAGACAGCAUCGACAGUGAUCAUGAGGAUCCUCUGAAACAUGCAGGAGUGUACACAGCAGAAGAGGUGGCUCUCAUCACUCGAGAAAAACUCAUCAGGCUCCAGUCGCUCUAUAUUGACCAGUUCAAACGCCUGCAGCACCUGUUGAAAGAGAAAAAGCGCAGAUACCUGCACAGCCGCAAAGUGGAGCAUGAAACCCUGGGGAGCAGUCUGCUGACAGGUCCUGAAGGACUGUCCAUGACAGAAAGGGAGAACCUGAAGAAGCUCAAAGCUCUGCGUCGAUACCGUCGUCGGUACGGCGUGGAAGCCCUGCUGCACCGGCAGCUGAGGGAGAGGAGGCAAGCUGUGACUGAAGGAGCUCCUCAGCCACACUCAAGAACAGUCUACGAGAAGUGCAUCUCCUUUGUGGAGGGAACCCGAUGUUCCAACCCCUGCCUGCCCCUGACCCGACACUGUGUCUCACACAUCUACCAGGACAGCAAUCAGGUGCUUUUCAAAAUGUGCCCGGGUCUGAAAGACAUCCCCUGCGACCGCAUCGUGCAUAUGGGCCAGUCUGACGACCCCCGCUGCCCGCUUCACCUCACCCUGCCUCCCCCCAUGUACCAGCCCGAGCAGGAGCCCCCACCGCAGGACCAACUCGCCCUCGCAAGCAAAGACAUGUAUCUGAGCGCAGCAGAGCUCCAGCCCACAGAGAGCCUUCCCUUAGAGUUCAGUGAUGACCUGGAUGUGGAGGGGGAUGGUAUGCAGGGUCCUCCGUCCCCUCUUCAGUUUGACACGGCCCUGGCCCUGGAGGACCAGACCAUCAGAGCCAUCGCCGAGGCCCCGAUGGACAUCCUGACCGGAGAGGACCCGGACCAGGUCGACCUGGACGCCUCAGGACAGGAGCUUUCAGAAAGAGACGUGGAUGCCAUCAUGGAUGACCAGGUGGUGUCGGAGGUUGUAGGAGGUGAAGACGACGCCACUGACAACUCGCUCCAAGACGUCGACGCUGCUGCGGUCGAUGCUCCCAGAUGAACAAGCUGGACCUCUGCUGCAUUAACAGACGAACAAGUUUCACUUCAUAAUAACAGCCCAUCUGGUUGGAUUAAUCUGGCACCAACACAGUACUUACUGGUUCUUUCUGGUACAGAAGGAAGCCAGAAUUGGAUUUUUCAGAGGAAUUCAGGUCACAUUACUGAGGAAAAAUGGUGUUAACAACCUCACAGACAUUAUAUUAAAGCCCACGGAUCUUAUUGUUACUGUGUAAUGUAACAAACAGAUUGUUAUCAUUAUGGCGUGAAAAAAAUACAACAUAAAAGCCACUCUCCCUAAACUCUAGGGAUUCAUUUAUGUCCUCUUACCUCUAAGUUUUGAGAGGCGAGUCUAAACAUUUUAAAAUGAGUAGAAAACAAACACACCUCUCUCACAUGUACAGCUGUGGAAGGUUUCUGUCAUCAAAACUAAAAUAAAGUCAUGUAAUUAGAUAACAUAAAGAUGUAAGAUAUUUAUUGUUUAAUAAGGAAACUGGUGAUUAUUUUAAACUGUGAAUACACAGUAAAAAUAAGGUUUGUGGGCCGGACACAGUGUGUGACUGCUUCCCUUUUUAUAUUUAUUUCUCUCUCGUGUUUACUUCCACUCUGCCUGUAUUUAAAGGACAGGUUCACACUUUCACAUACCCAUAUGUACAUUGAAAGCAUCAUUGGUUUUUGUAGUUACUUUUUUUUUUUUUUUACCAGACUGACCACAAAGAUCCAGUUUCAACGUAACAUCCUUUUCCUGAGUUACUGUCGGUUUAACACCAAAUUUCCUCAUUGUGACUCCACAUAUUGUUUCUGUGUUGAGCUAUAGUGGAGGGAUAGUAACAAAAAGAGGGAAUUUUGUUUAAAAAAAACUUAAUUUUGGAAAAAGAACCCACUCGUUACCGCUGAAGCCUCAUCUUUGCUUUAAUGCAAGUUUAAAAUGUCAUUUUCACACAGAAAAAGGAGGAAUAUGAGUAAAUCCUUCUAUAAUUUACACAGAAUUUACUUGAAGAAGCGAUAUCUUUACAUUUUGUGAAGCUGUCCUUUAAGUACAACUAGAUUACACUGUAAAUUACAGACUGUGUUAUGAAGUGUUCCCCAUGGUUCAUUCCCACAAAGACUGAUACUGAGUUGACCUGUUCACGGAGGUCACCUUGGGAAGAAUAACACCUUCAUUGAUUGUGCUACUCUGUCAUGUGGGUGUCUUUAUUUUGUUGUCAUGUUUUUGUCUGGGUUAAAUUGCCUUAAAAUUGUUCCCAGUCAGUUGCUCAAUGUUUUGCAUCUGUUAAACAAAAAAGGACACUCAUCUCUCAUUCACAAAUAAACUAUUUUCUGAUACAUUA
Molecule: messenger RNA, 2958 nt
Organism: Lates calcarifer (barramundi perch)
Lineage: Eukaryota; Metazoa; Chordata; Actinopteri; Centropomidae
Gene: kansl2
Product: KAT8 regulatory NSL complex subunit 2
Exons: 10
Coding region: 117-1631 (504 amino acids)
Cellular component (GO): NSL complex
Source: RefSeq, a predicted model, not a curated record